Molecule: messenger RNA, 3450 nt
Organism: Cannabis sativa
Lineage: Eukaryota; Viridiplantae; Streptophyta; Magnoliopsida; Rosales; Cannabaceae
Exons: 10
Coding region: 412-1134 (240 amino acids)
Cellular component (GO): nucleoplasm
Molecular function (GO): RNA binding
Source: RefSeq, a predicted model, not a curated record
UUCCAACAAAUAAUAAAAAAGAUAACUAAAACAUAUUUUAAUUUAUUUUCAAAACAAUAUUAAAUAAAUAAGAAAAUAAAUAACCUAAAAUCUUCAUCAUCGUCUCCAACUAUCCGAUCCUAGCCCCAACCGCUUGUGAUCCCAGUCCCAACUCCGAGGGCAACCAGCGAUCAGCUACUCCCCCUCUCUCCCGACGGCGAUCAGCCCUAGCCCAGCGCAGUUCCGACGGCGUAGCACCCCUGGUACUCCCCCUUCUCUGUCUCGACGGAGAUCAGCCUCAACAGCCCACGUAGCUCCGACGGCGCACCACCCCAGUCAGCGGCACGAGAUUUAGAUCUCGUUUGGUUUGUUGGUUUCAUUGGCGAAAUGAGAUCUAGACCCAAAUCUCAAGAACACUGAGGUUUCAAUUUCAUGGUGUUCUGGUUUGGUUGUUUGUGGAAGAUAAUGCCGAGAUACAGAGAUGAUCCUCCAGCUGUUCGUGUUUAUACAGUCUGCGAUGAAUCUAGAUAUUUAAUCGUGAGGAAUGUUCCAGCAUUGGGAUGCGGAGAGGAGUUGCUGAAACUAUUUUCAACCUAUGGAGACAUAGAAGAGUGCAAACCGAUGGAUGCUGAAGAAUGCGAAGCUUACACUGAUGUUUACUGGAUAAAAUUUCGUUUAGUAAGCAAUGCUAGGUUUGCAAAAAGAAAAUUGGAUGAGUAUGUUUUUAUUGGGAACCCAUUAAAGGUUUCUUAUGCUCCUCAUUUUGAAACCCUCUCUGAUACCAAGGAAAAACUGGAAUGUAGGAGGAGGGAAGUUUUAGCAAGACCGAAUUCUGGAAGAUCCAAAGAUUCUACUAUUAGAAAUAGGGGUUCUUGGAAUGAGAAAUUAUCGGAAGCAAGUCCUUCACAGGCCAGUCUUCCCGAAAGGGUAAACACUGGUCAAAGGAACAAUGGAAAACGAGAACUUAUUUCUCAUGUUAAUAAUGCACCAAUCGCAAGGGUUUCCUCUGAGAAGGAGUAUUUCCCAUCCCAAUCAAUGAAUCAAACUGUCAGGUCUGUGAGGGACAAGCUCAAUAAGAUUCAAUCCAGUGGUGACCCUUUACAACAUGGGUCUAUCUCCAAGAAACCCCGUCUGGACAAUAGAAGAAGAAUUUGAAAGAAUAAAAAGCCAGCCAAAGCUUUUUCAUAAGAGUCCUUGGGCAAGAGAGGAGUUUGAGGUCAAGUUUCUUCGAUGUACUCAAGAAUGACCAGAGACUCACAAAUGGGUUUGCCUCCAUGAACAAGCACAGGUACCUUUUUGUGAAUUGGAUUGUAUUGAAGAAACAAUUCACUCUUAUUGUAAAUAUCUUCUUCUAUGUAAUCAUACUCAACUCCCUUCAGUUUCAAAGCCCAAAUCACUCUCGGAGGAAAUGGGCUUGCCCAAUAUCCCACCAGCUUUACUUCUUCAUCCAUUAUCAUUGAGAGCACUCUAUUAUUUGAUUACAAGUUCUGAAAUAUCACCAAAAUACUUUACAUAUACAAGUUAAUAUCAGCUAUUUAUUAUAUGGUAGGUGAGAAUUUCUUGUUUCACUAAGAAGACAACCAUUGAGAUUUAUAUUAAUUCAAUGUUUUUUUUUUGAAAAAAAAAAAAUAGAAACAUAAACUGGACAUUGGGUUUAAACAAGAAAUUAUUUUACAAAUACAAAUGAAUAUGAGCUAUAUAUUAUAUGUUGGGUGAGAAUUUAUUGUUCCUCGUUUGACCAAGUAGAUAAUCCUUGUUUAUUUGUAAAAGAUAAGAAACAUAAACUUGGCAUUUUCAAACAAGAAAUUCGUUCUUAUCUUUUUAAUGAGUCGUUAACUUACUUUUUUUUUUGUUGAAAGAAAGUCAUUAACUUACUUUAUUCAUCUCAAAGUCUCGAAGUAAGUGAUCCCUUUCAUAAUUUAAUAUAAAAGUAACCAAUUUUUAGAAUUAUAAAAUGUUUAGUUGAUUAUUAUGGUCAGUAUUCCUUAGAAUCAUAGUCCAGUUUUAUGUAAAAAGACAAAGCUCCUCUCUCUCUCUCUCUCUCUCUCUCUCUCUCUCUCUCUCUCUCGAAUCUUAGUCCAUUUAUAAUAUUCAAAUGAAGAGCGAACUCUUCACUCAUCUUUAUUGACCAAUUAAAUAAAAUCUAGUUUCCAUUUACGUUGAAAUGGAACUAAAUACAUCAACAAGAAAACUUGAAACAAUAUAAUAUCCAUAGGCAACGACAUGUCGACAUACCACCAAGCAAACUAAACAGGAACUAUUUCCACCCUUGUUUACUCUCGUGGAAUGGAAUUCGUAUUAUCUAUCUAAUCUUCCCAUUUAAACAAAACAACAUGCACAACAACACAACGAUCAAAGCUGACUGAAAUAUGAACUUGUGACAUUUUCAUUCACUUGGUUGAAAUCAUCAUCUUCUCCCUAACUGAUUUCAUAUGGAUUAAGAGUCUGUCGUAAUCAGGAAGGCUCUCCUUGAUGAUGGGAAGUUGCUUGAAAUCUUGAGCCCAAGUAUGGAGCCGAGGCAAUGUUUUGGGGUCUAAGAGUUUGAGUCCUACAAGUUGUUCUAUACAUUCAAACCAAUGAGGUAACCAUCCAUGUGAUAUGUCCACCAUGUUUAUAGUCUCUCCCCCAAAGAACUUGGUAUUUCCAAGGCUUAAUUGUUCUUCCAAGAUUUUAAACACUUCUACUACUUCUUUUGCUGCCUUUUCUCCCUUCUCUCCACCACCGGUGCUUGUAAAGAAUGAACCAAAAGCUGGAGCCUGCCAAAGCCAUUAGCUAUUGAAAUCAAAUGAAAAAUAAAUAAAACCCUACUCAUAAAUUAUAACGAUGGCCUUAGGAGUUAGGAUCCUCUUUUCCUAUUAAGGUGACACCUAAUUAGUGAAUAGCACUUUCCAAUAAUACUUUUUAAAUUUAAUUGUACUAAUAUGAUAUGAGACCUCAUGUAAUGUAGUUUUAGACACAUGUCCCUUAGACUUAGAUUACUCAUAAGGGUUAAUUGAUUUUCUUAAAUAUUUUGUUAUAUUACAACUGGACAUGAAAUUAUCAGAAAUUUCUUAAAACUGGUCAAUGAGGACUGUUUUCUUUUCUGCUGUUGAAAAUGAAGGAAUUCUGUUUGUAUUUUGUUUGUUAAAAGAAUAAUAAUUACCUUUUCAACAGCAAAUUGCAUCCAAAAUCGUGCCAAAGCUCUUUCAUAAGGGUCCUUAGGCAAGAGAGGAGUUUGAGGCCAAGUUUCUUCGAUGUACUCAAGAAUAACCAGAGAUUCACAAAUGGGUUUGCCACCAUGAACAAGCACAGGGAUCUUCUUGUGAACUGGAUUGUAUUGAAGAAGCAAUUCACUCUUGUUUGAAAUAUCUUCUUCUAUGUAUUCAUACUCAACUCCCUUCAGUUUCAGUGCCCAUAUCACUCUUUGACUAUAUGGGCUUGCCCAAAAUCCCAGCAGCUUUACUUCUUCUCCCAUUAUUAUUUCAAUUUUGU